CUUAAAAAAUAAUAAUAAAUAAAAUAGAGAGCGCACAAACCAGGAAGAAAGACGGAUGACGCUGAUGAGAGUAAAAUAGGAACGUUUGAGACCAAGUCGAGUUUCCUAGGGGUGGCUUUCUUGAGGAAAGGAUGUGGCCACGCUGCAAGGCGAUCUAAUCUGAUGUCAGAGGAGGCUGCUCUCAGAAAGUACUCAUUGUUGAUGAGAAUCCAAAGACGUACAUUUCAGCGUUCCCCCCCCCCCAACCUAUAGUUCACAUAAUGAGUUUUUCACUUGUUGCAUAUGAUGAUUCUGAUUCUGAAGCAGAGACCGGGAGAUCCGGAGAUGUUAUUAGCAGUGAAAUCAAUCUAACAAAUUCUGCUGUGGAUGUUGUUCAGCCCAGUGAUGACUUAAAUAUUAUUUCUGAGAGAAAAGUCGAAUCUGUGGAAUACGUGGGCAGCUCCGAAAAGAACAUGUGUUAUGAGGAUACCUUUCAACAGCAUCUACAACCUAAUGAAAAGACUAUAAUAGAAGCAGUACCACAGAAAUUGUACCCUGCUACUUUGACAAAAACAAGGACUAAGUAUACCCAGCCAUUACAUCCUUUAUUGGAACCUAAAAUACCUUCUGGAAAUGCAUAUGCUCAGAAGAGGAUGCAUAAUGAUGGAGAUGUAACUAUUCAGAAACUGAGACCAUAUAUUUCAAAAAAACUGCAACAGGAAAAAAAGGAAUACCAAAAAGAAAGCGUACCUUCUUCAGCUAAAUUUAGUACAGCUGAAGAUAAAAUGUCAGUUAAAAUUUCUCAAUAUAUUAUGCCAUAUAUAGGAUCAAAAUAUGCAGUUACUGAAAUUCCAAAGAACUUGGUGUUUCACAUGGCUGAGCAUAGUGGACCAAUUAAUGCAGUUUGCUGGUGUCCUCUGCAGAGGUGGAGCCAUAUGUUGCUUUCUGCCUCUAUGGAUAAAACUGUCAAGGUUUGGGAUGCUGUGGAUGAAGGACGUUGUUUGAAAUCAUACUUUAACCAUACCGGUGCUGUCCGAGCUAUUCAGUGGUCUCCCUGUGGAAGAAAUGCACUGAGUGGAGGAUUUGAUUUUAUGCUUCAUUUAACAGAUAUUGAAACAGGAGCACAGCUUUUUAGCAGCAGGAAUGAAUUUCGAAUCAGCACCCUGACAUUUCAUCCUCUUGAUCCAAAUGUGUUUCUUUGUGGAGGAUUCAGUCCAGAAGUUAAAGCCUGGGAUAUAAGGUCUUCUAAGGUUAUAAAAGUCUACAAAGCCACAGUUCAACAAACCUUGGACAUCAUGUUUCUCCGUGAAGGAAAAGAAUUUUUUACCAGCACUGAUGCAGUAAGCCAAGAUUCAGCCGAUCGUACCAUCAUUGCCUGGGACUUUCAAACUGCUGCAAAGAUCUCCAAUCAAAUUUUUCAUGAACGUUUUACUUGCCCCAGUCUUUCAGUUCAUCCUAAAGAGCCUGCCUUUGUUGCUCAGACAAAUGGCAACUACAUGGCUUUAUUUUCCAGCCUGCCACCUUAUCGAAUCAACAAAAAGAAGAGGUUUGAAGGGCACAAGGUUGAAGGAUUUGCAGUAGGCUGUGAGUUUUCACCCGAUGGAACACUUCUUGUGACAGGGAGCUCAGAUGGCAAAGUAUUUUUCUACAACUAUCGCACAGCUCAAAUUCUCCAUGUCAUGUCAGCACAUAGUCAAGCCUGUGUGAAUGCAGCCUACCAUCCAGUCCUUCCAUCACUCCUUGCCACCUGUGCCUGGGAUGGGGUAAUCAAGAUCUGGCAAUAAUAGGAAUAAUUAGAUAGCCAACUGGCUUUCCAACUUUGUAAAUAUAUCUUUUUCUUGUAGUUUCAUUUCUUAGAACUUCAUGUUUUGUAUAGUGGUACACCAAACCAGUGCUUCUCAUCCUCAGGAAUUGUAUGAUGUGUGGACCUCAAAUCCCAGAAUC
Messenger RNA from Protobothrops mucrosquamatus (brown spotted pit viper), 1923 nucleotides. It is a transcript of the gene WDR25, whose product is annotated as WD repeat domain 25. The transcript is spliced from 7 exons. Lineage: Eukaryota; Metazoa; Chordata; Lepidosauria; Squamata; Viperidae. Gene Ontology annotation, molecular function: protein binding. The record is from RefSeq and is a predicted model, not a curated record. Bases 261 to 1763 code for a protein of 500 amino acids.